GAACGGUAGCACGCGGGGGUUGCUGCUAGGUGUCUGUUAAACAAGCUAACAAACGGUGUCUGUUGUUAGCUUAAAUCUAACGCUAGCUCCAGGAAAACAAAUAACGUUUACGUAAAUUAUCGCUAGCUCAUUCCAGCUAAGUUAGCGGUCGGGCUAGCUAGUUAACUAGCUUACGUUACUUCCGCUGUAAACAACGGUUACGACACUCGGAAAAACGGGAACGUGAGCUAGCGUGUAGCUAAUUUAACAUUAACGUCGGUUGCUUCACUUGAUUCGCUUUGGUGAAACGGUACUGUAGCGUUAAUUCAGACAAGUUAAGCAGUCCAAACUCGCUAACUCUGUGAAUGUCCUACAUAAUGACGUGCCCCCCUUUGUUGAUUUAAACAUUCGGUACGAAGCUGUGCUGAGUCAAACGCACCUGCAUGACCAGACCUGUGCUUUCUAGAGGAGUCGGAAAGCAUGAGAGAGAAGAGAGGUGAAAGUAUGGUGACAGACCUCUCUGGGUUGUGUAAUGGAAGGACUGGGAAAGGAGAGAUCCAUAUGCAGCUCUAGACCCUUCCCAUGGCUCAGUCACCCCAAACCGGAGGCCUCAACCCUGCUAUGGAAACUCAAAGACUGCUUCCCCACCAAUGAGACAACCUCGGCUCAUCACGCGGACAAAGAAAGCACGUACAUGGAUAGCAGAAAGGCCGUGCUGGAACUGAAAGAUGUCCCUCCUCCUCCACACCAUACGUCCUCUUCCCAAUCAUCCCAGCCCUUCUCUCUGGCCCCCCUCGCUAUGCCUCCUCCCUGCUUGCCUCCUCCUCCUCUGCUUACACAAGACUCGCACCAGCAACCGCCCCAGUCACAGCUGCAACAAGAGGGGGCUAGCCCUAAAGUAAGCAUUUACACGCACUGUGACUAUUGCAGCACAGAUGGCUAUGGGUUAUCAGGUGGUGGGAGUGUUGUUGGCACCAGCAGCAGCAUUGCUGGUGUUGUUUCGCUCUAUAUGGCUCCAGGCUCUCUAGGAGCACCCAUCAGCACCAGCAGUAUCGGCAGGUCAGGCCUUUGCUCUGUAGCGUCGUCUGUUCAUCACUAUAAACACAUUAGCUGCAGAAGCGGAGGUGAAGUUCUGGAUUCUUUGCCCACUCUUGGUUACAAACCUCCGCUGUCCUCUUCUGUCGCCACCUCUCAGCCUGUUUCAUCACAACCCUACCUCUCCUGCUGCUCAGGGCUUCUCCACACGUACCCAGCUGUACCUCUAACAUGCAGUCCACCCAGCCUGUUUCGCUCCUCGGCACCCCUGGCUUCCUCUCUCCCCUGUGUUUCUGCUCUACCCACUCCCUUGCAUGGCUCUUGCCUGGCCUCUUCUGGCUACUACCCCUGUGGUGUGGACUGCUGCCCAUCAGCCAGGAGAUCCCAGAGAACCACACUCGGUGAUCACCCGACCAUCACCACUACAACCACCUCGGCACACUUCUGCUCUAAUCCUAUGCACCUAAAUGUAGAACGCACAGUUUGUGUGAAGGGGGCACACUACUGCCAGGAGUGCCUGUUGAAGCCCAUAAAUGGUCUGGUGUCAGACUCUGAAAAGGUAUGGCCCAAUGCACCUCUUCCCCACACUGCUCCUAUCCCUAUUCCCAUUUGUAAUGGCUGUGGCACCUCGUCUGAUGCCAUGAUGCUCAUGCCAUCGGCCAAUCAUGGCAAGACUGGCCAGAAGUAUGGUUCUCCAGAGAACAGCGGCCCUGAAAACAUCCCUCCGGUGGGCGUCUUCUGGGACAUCGAGAACUGCAGCGUGCCGAGCGGACGCUCUGCCGGCGCUGUGGUCCAGCGUAUUCGCAGCCAUUUCUUUCAGGGCCACCGUGAGGCAGAAUUCAUCUGCGUCUGUGAUAUCAGCAAGGAGAGUAAAGCCGUCAUCCAAGAGCUUAACAACUGCCAGGUUACUGUUGCACAUAUCAACGCCACCGCCAAGAAUGCUGCAGAUGACAAGCUUCGCCAGAGCCUCCGACGCUUUGCUGAGACCCACACUGCACCCGCUACCGUUGUCCUCGUAUCCUCGGACGUGAACUUUGCCAGCGAGCUGAGUGACUUGCGUCACCGCCACGGCUUCCAGGUGAUCCUGGUCCAUGGCAGCCACACGUCUUCAGCCCUCCUGCAGCAUGCCCACCGCCACGUGGCCUUCCAGGAGAUCACAGCUGAUCUGCCACCGCGCAUGCUUGUCAAAGCACAGCCCAGUUUCAACCUCCUCUAUGUGCACAACCUCCCUGACAACUGUGACAAGAGCCUACGGAACGCUGUGAAGCUCAGGCUACGCCGCCUAUCAGACAACUGUGGUGGCAAGGUGCUGGGCGUGGCCCAGGGCACAGCGGUCCUCCGCUUUGGCAGCAUUGAGGCAGCUGCCCGUGCCCGCAAGCGAAUGGAAAAUGAGGAUGUAUUCGGCCGCCGAAUCAGCAUCUCCUUCUCCCCGCGGCCCAGAGACGAUGCAAGUCCUGAGCCCGAGUCUCGGCCCCAUCACUUGACUCUGCCCCAGACCUAUCAAAACCAGGAUUUAAUGUUCGACCCGCCCCCGUCCCCAUCCUCCUCCUCCUUUCUGCCCCUGGGGAUGCCGAGGUCACCCAGGAGGCCACGGCGAGCAACCCGCCCGUGCCAUGCCCCUGGCCCGGUGCCUGAAAGGCCCUACAGCCCCAGGAGGGGGUGCAGUGGGCCUCCCGGUGGUGCUCCAACCAAGCCCCAUCAGGAGUUGGGUAGUUUGGAGGGCAAGGCCAGAAUGAGCUUCAACCACCUGGAGAAAGGACGUGCUGCUUCCUCUUCCCCACACAGUAAUGGUGAGACGGGAGCCAUGGAGCAGCUGUCCAAGCCGGGCCUCUCUGGAGAAUCCAUGUACAGGAGGAGAAGAGAGGGCUCCUACCCUCGUAGUGUGACUGAAUCCCCUGCAGAACACGUGGACAGGAGCACAGGAGAGUUCCAGAUUAGCACACCCUCAGCCUUCAGCAAGUUGAACCUGCACAGGAGCUUCAGUCCCCUCGUCCUGUCUCAGGGUUCCUGGUCCUCCAGGAGUGCAUCGCCCUGCCUGUCCAGCCGGUCCUCACCCCUCCUGGCUGCCGCUCGCAGCCCGUGUCCCGAAGGCCCACCUGAACCGUUCUCAGACGGGGCAGAGGUCCAGGUGGCCAACCUGGACUACAGAAUGUCUCGCAAGGAUCUGCAGCAAACGUUGCAUGACACCUUCUCGCGUUACGGACGGGUGAAAGCUGUGGAGCUCAGCCCCCACACGGACUAUCAGCUGAAGGCCACAAUCCAGAUGUUGUCCCUGCAGCAGGCCAUAAGCGCCGUCAGUGGCCUGCACCGGUAUAAGAUCGGAGGAAAGCGCAUUCAGGUGUCUCUGAUCACUGGUGGGAGCAACAAAUCCCUUUCCAUGCUCGGCACAGAGAUCAUCAGCAUUCUACAAGAUGCACCUGCCAAUUGCCUUCCCCUCUUCAAGUUCACAGAGAUCUAUGAAAAAAAAUAUUCCCGUAAGCUUGUGGUUGGGGAUCUGUACAGACUACCUGAGGUGGUGGCAGUGCGGGAACAGGGCGGCUCGAGGCUUGUGUGUCUACUGCCCAGCAGCCAAAUCCGUCAGAGUCCACUGGGGUCGUCUCAGUCCCAGGAGGGCUCCUCCUCUGCUAGCGGCAGCCCUGUGGUGUUUGAGGAGCUGGAGUACCACGAACCGGUCUGCAGAGACCACUACACACAGCGCGACUUCAGUGAGGCUGACUUUGACCCCGACUCUUAUCAAAUACCUUUUGUUGUGAUGUCGCUGAGCACCGUAGCAUCUGAGGUGCACAGCCUUUUGCAGUCGCAUGAGGGAACUCUUCCAUUACUCAGUUUUCCAGACUGCUAUGCAGCAAAGUUCAGCCGUCUGCAGCUGGGUAAUGAGACGCUGGAGGGCGGCGUUCCUCUGGAGCACCUCAUUACCUGUGUUCCCAGCAUCACCAUCGUCACCGCUCAGAAUGGCUUCAAAGUCAUCAAGUGGAUCCACAACAAACCACCAGCACCAAACUCCGAACCAUGGAUUCAGCGCUGCAAGAGUCCGGUUGGCAACCCACAGCUCAUCCAAUUCAGCCGUGAGAUUAUCGACAUGCUGAAGAGUCAGCCUUCUUGCAUCAUGCCCAUGAGCAAGUUCAUACCCUCGUACCACCAUCACUUUGCCAAGCAGUGCCGUGUCUCUGACUAUGGCUACUCCAAGCUGCUGGAGCUACUGGAGGCGGUGCCACAUGUCCUGCAGAUAUUGGGAAUGGGUACCAAGCGUUUACUGACUCUGACUCAUCGCGCUCAAGUGAAGCGCUUCACCCAAGACCUUCUCAAGCUACUUAAAUUUCAAGCCAGCAAACAAGUGUCGAUCAAGGACUUCAUGCAGGCGUACCAUUGGUGCUUCUCUAGAGACUGGAGGAUAAUCGACUACGGCACAUGUGACCUGAUGGACCUGCUGACUGAGAUCCCAGACACCACCAUCACUGUUACACAUCAAGACAUGGAUACAGUGAUCUCUGUUCCCAAGAGAGAGCGUACGGUGGAGGAGAUGGAGCGCACCAAGCAGUUUGGGAAGGAGGUGGUGGACCUGCUUCGUCACCAGCCUCACUGCCGAAUGGCCUUCAGCAAGUUCAUCCCCACCUACCACCAUCACUUCGGCCGUCAGUGCAAACUCAGCUACUACGGCUUCACCAAGCUCAUGGAGCUCUUCGAGGCAAUCCCCAACAUAGUGAUGGUGUUGGAGUGUGGUGAAGAGAAAGUGCUGACUCUGACGGAAGUGGAGCGUAUCAAGGCUCUGGCGGCUCAGCUGGUCAAGCUGCUUCGGGCUCAGAAGAACUCCAGCCUUCCCGUCAGCCAGCUGCUCACCGAGUACAGCAAGACCUUCGGUUACGGCCUCCGCCUGCAGGACUACGACGCCAGCUCCCUUCCGGCUCUGCUCACCAAACUCUGCCACGUUGUCAAGGUAGCGGAUGGCUCGGGGGGUCGGGAAGUGCAGCUGAUCAACAGGAAGUCUUUGCGCUCGCUGACCUCCCAGCUGCUGGCUCUGCUCAUGUCCCAAGAGGAGGAGCGAGUCACCAGGGGCCUCGGAGUGGAGGAGCUGAGUCAGCGUUACCUGACCGUCCACGGAGCCCCGCUCAACCCGUGUGAAUAUGGGUUCCUCUCUCUCAGCGAGUUACUCAAGAGCCUGCCCUACCUCGUGGAGUUGUACGAUGAAGAAAAUGACGACAACAAAGCCGGCAGCACUGGCAGCAGCUACGGUGAGGAGUGGGUGAGGCUGACCAGACUUUACCAGUUCGCCCGUAACGUGCGCGGCCUGCUCCACACCUACCAUUACAACCAGAUCUUCCUGACGGAGUUCCAGGGGGCUUACAACAAAUUCACAGGCUGCAGCCUUGAGUCACGUUCCUACGGAUACACCGGCACCGACGAGCUGCUCGGCGCCAUUCCACAGGUGGUCUGGAUCAAAGGGCACGGUCACAAGAGGAUUAUCGUUUUGAAGAACGAUAUGAAAGCAAGGGCGAGCCCUUCAGUCCCUUGCAGCCCCCAGCCGGGAGACAACAUGGAGAGCCCACGAGACAGUCCCGUGAGCAACGCAACCUCUGGAACCCAGAGUCCAGGUGGCGACGUUGCAGCAGAAUCGGAGCUGCUUUGUCUGACGUCACCGGUAGAUCUACUGUGUGGUCCGGUACCGUCCUGCCUACCGUCACCUCAGCUCCACCCAGACCCUGUUCUCCUCCAGGAGAUGGACCUGAUUCACUUUGAGGAAAGAACUCCAACAGUGAGCGGUGACCCUGAUGUGGCAGCUGUUACUGACGGCACAUCUGAUCCGCCGGGCCUCACAGACGACUCCGCGGUCUCCAGACCUCGCUCACCGCCGCCCAACCCGACGUGCACCGUGUCCGUGGACAGUCCCAGCAGAAGAGCCACACGCAGCAGAAUUAAGCUAGCCGCCAACUUCUCAUUCACAGCCGGCCUCUGAUCCUCCUCACGCACGCGCACACACACACAGCAAUACUAGCUCACACGUAGUGUAACUCUAAAUACGAGAGUUGACCAGCUUCCAGUGAACACACAGAAGUGACCACAGAGGAGCGUCGGUGACGUCCUUCGACAGGCUGCUGCUUUCUUCUUAAUCGCUCAUCGGCCAUCUUUGUUCCCUUUUUUUUUGUUUGCUUCUUUCACAAUCCGUGAGUUCUUCCGAUGAUGUUCACCAAGCUGUGAUUUACUACUUGCAGGUUUUCUGCAAUUCUUUAUUUUGCCAAAUGCAUCGACUGUAGCCCGUUUGAUUUCACCUCGAGGGGAGUGGAAUUAUAUUGCCAUGAUGUGCGUCUUCACUUCAGAGCCGCGUUGUGUCCAAGAAGACUCGCUGGCGUACACUGAGUGAAGAGUCUAAACACGAGUUGGUUGCCACUGUACACAGAGCAUUAGUGCUGGGGAUGACUUUCUAUGUUAAAUCCAAGAGAUGUAGUUUCCCUCGUUCUCCGAUCAUUCAAUUGACGAAUACCAGAAGGUUGAUGGAGAUAUUUUGUACCACGUUGAGGACCCUCCCUGUGUACUACUUCCUUGCUGUAUCCCUUGGAGAUGUUGCAUUUCAUUUAUGACAUUAAUUUCUAAAUUCCUGUAAAAUUUUGGGAGAUUUUGCUUCGUAGGUAACGACAGACCUGUCGUCCAAAGCGGACGCUAAGUACCUGCCUCAGUCUUCUUAAGAGGUAGCUCUUCUUGGAUGCAUGUCAUCAUCUCCUGUCUGUUAAGUAACCACGACAGUAUUCUCAGUUCCUGUUCUGUUCUGCAGAGUAUUUAGUUGUCUGUGGAGGAGAUCGGCCUAAAUGUGUGGUGUAUUUGGGGGCAAUUCAAUGUAACUGGUGUUUGCUGUUCAGGCUGUGGCUUUUGUUAACGGAAGCUAACCGUUUGCGAACAGUUGAUGCAUCGGUGGCACGGUUUUGAUUGAUAUUGUGACGAGCACUGCGCUCAGGAAUUCUUUUAUUCUUGUUGUACUUUGACUUCAUUUACUGCAAAGAUUUCGGCUCGUCUCUCCGGGGCCACUAAAGAAGGCCCGAACGCCGGAACACUCCGGCCAGAUGUGCGCUCCGGCAGCAGGAACUCGGAUCGGCUUCAGCCAGCAGCCACCGUGUUUGUGUUCUUUUUAGCUGUGUUGUGCGUGUGUGGUGUGCGUGUGUGUGGUUUACACUAGAGUAGGUGGUGUGAAAUAUGCAUGGUGUGCAUAAAUGAGUCUAUGCAUGGUGUAAGCCCAGGAGGAGCAGACGGGAACGGAAGAUGUUAAGACAUUCUUUAAGAUCAGUCUUUUAUUUCCACCAUGUUUUAGGGGUUUUUGGAGUUGGCCUCACCUUUGCAGUAGCCACAUAAACGCUCAAGGUUUUUAGAGUUAACCUUGUUGCGGGUCGGCUCUGUGUCUGUGGUGAUGUCCGUGCCUGAGUUGGAAGAGGGGAGCAGUGAGCACUCCCGAGUUUUUUGAUUUUUAAAUGACGAGGUGAUUGGUUGUGUGAUUUUUAGGGGACAGGUGGGUCGGGAGGCGGUGGUCUGUUUGUGGAGCACCAUGGAGGCUCUCGGCAGCCUCCUGAACAGACUGACGUGUACAGAGAAGGCCCUCUGCGGCUCUCUGGAACCUGCCGGGCUUUUACAAUGGCUUGUAUUUGCCACGGUGCCAAAUGAAUCGCCAUCGUGUCUUCCCCCGUCGCCCACAUCUUACAUAGAGGAGUUUUUACUUGCUGAUGUGUGUCGUUGUCUCACGUUUCCUCCGUCUCAAGUGUUUACAAGACUGCUGGCUACUGAAUUGCAACCAAAUAAUGUCUGCUGCCAUGGAGUUGGCACGACCGAGGCGCCGCUGAAGUCUGCGGGUUGUUGUUUGUGUUCAGAGAGAAAAAGGCUCACGAAUGGGUAAGAGCCCAUUUAAUCAGUUCGUGUCCCGGUACAGUGUUUACCUCUUCAGCAGCGUUAAUAAGUUCCCUUCCAGACUUCAUUUUGACUUGGUAUGAAAAGCCUUUUAAAGCUGAGAGAUUCCACCUGACAACUUGCCAAAAUAACUGAAAUGCCAAUCAACAUGUUUUUAAUUGGGGCUGUUGGGGUUCAGGUCUCUCCUGCAGUGUUUUACUGUCUUUGAUUAAGGGAUGAAUAGUUAAGGAUUUAGACUUGAUAAUGAUAGAAAGGGGCUGUAAAUAAUUUGACUUUGGCAGUACGGAUGUGUUACUUUUUGUGAAAUUGAGCAAAAACCCCCCCCCCCCCCCCGAGCACUGCAGUGGCAACUAACUCGUGAAUAUAUUUAACUUCUCUGUUUAGCUCUCUCUCUCUGGUUAGAUAAAGCUAUUGCACCUAUCAAAAUAUGCACUUUUGCAUAGUUUUGUUUCAUGAAAUCCAAAUGUGAAGAUGAGGUAUUGGACUGUGGGGCUGAAAUGUGUUUUUGUGUCUUUACCUCCGUUUAACUGGAUCUGAUCCCGCUUCAACCGUUUUCACGUUUCACAACAAGAAAACAUUUCCUUUGUUCAGUCGUGUCCUUUAAACUCCUCCCGCCUCGUUUACUUUGUGUUUACGUCUCACUGUGUCCUCUCUACACCACCCCCCCCCCCCCGUCACAGUUUUACUGCCUCGCCACACUAAAUGUCACUGUAAUGUUGAAGGGACCAAAAAAUAUAUAUUUCUGUUAAUAAAUUUCACAAGCAUCAA
This is a messenger RNA of Anarrhichthys ocellatus (wolf-eel), 8664 nucleotides long. It is a transcript of the gene marf1, whose product is annotated as meiosis regulator and mRNA stability factor 1. The transcript is spliced from 27 exons. Gene Ontology annotation, molecular function: RNA binding; CCR4-NOT complex binding; RNA nuclease activity. Gene Ontology annotation, biological process: regulation of gene expression. The coding region runs from base 512 to 5965 and encodes 1817 amino acids. Gene Ontology annotation, cellular component: peroxisome; cytoplasm. NCBI's taxonomy places the organism in Eukaryota, Metazoa, Chordata, Actinopteri, Perciformes, Anarhichadidae. The record is from RefSeq and is a predicted model, not a curated record.